Molecule: messenger RNA, 261 nt
Organism: Spodoptera littoralis (African cotton leafworm)
Lineage: Eukaryota; Metazoa; Arthropoda; Insecta; Lepidoptera; Noctuidae
Source: the annotation of a GenBank genome assembly
AUGUAUUUAUUUAUUUCGUCGUAUCCACUGCUGUUCGCUGAGUUGAUGGAAGAAGGUUGGAGUAUAGAGGAACUUAAGAAGUUAGCAGGUCUGAACCUCCUUCGUGUGAUGGGAGCUGCGGAGAAGGUAGCGCGCGAGCUCGCGGCUGCCCGCGUCGCGCCGUAUGAAGACGUGGCGCCUAAACCUUUUGACGCGCACAACUGUUCUAGCCAAGAUCUUAACUCUAUCCUAUCUAAAACCAUUAUUCACUUCAAAAAUUAA